Molecule: messenger RNA, 6149 nt
Organism: Stegastes partitus (bicolor damselfish)
Lineage: Eukaryota; Metazoa; Chordata; Actinopteri; Pomacentridae
Gene: midn
Product: midnolin
Exons: 7
Coding region: 715-2352 (545 amino acids)
Cellular component (GO): nucleus
Molecular function (GO): protein binding
Source: RefSeq, a predicted model, not a curated record
GGUGGAAGUGGGAUACUUUGUGACAAUGUUCAUUGUCGAUAUUUCACUGGAGCUGCCGUGGGCAUGAGCGCGCAGCGGAGAGCCUCUCGCUUCUAGCCGUAUGAGGCUUCUGCAGCUCCGGACCGUGUUGUUCUUCUCGUCCUCUAAAGCUUCUAAAACACUCAAGAGGAAUUUAUAUCCUUUUUUUUAUUUUUGUUUUUUAGACAUCGCAGUUUUUUUUUGUUUUGUAAAGAUAACCGCCUGCGUAAAAACAAUGAUCGUCCGUUGCGUUUUUUGCUGACAACAUACUUGCGUUUCUGUCUGGCUUUUUUUUUUUUUUGUGCCCAUCUAUGUAGCAUUUCGGAAGACUUGCUUUGCACGCUGGAAAACGCAACAAAGAGAGAAAAGAUCAAACAAAGGGGGAAAAGCGUGUGUAGUUGAUUUUUUCCUUGGGGGAAGAAUAUUCUCAUGAUAUCGACCGGAGAGGAGACGGACUGGGUUUUAUUCUGACUCUCGGAGGGCGAGGGAGAAAAGGAGGCACCGAGAGCUAAAGAGAGAAAAAAGCUCUCUGAAUGCUGCCUUUGAUUAUUUGCAAGCAGAACAAGGGACGGUAGUCGAAGCGACGGAUCUGCUUCGCCACCAUCCUCCUCUUCCUCCUCCUCACCCUCUUCAUCCCCGGCUCUGCUCGUCUUGUCUCCCCACCUCCCGCCCCCUUCCCUGACCACAGGUUAUCGGAUGGACCAGCAUCCCAGUGCCCGGAGCUGCACCAGUCGCGGGGCUUCGUCCUGCGAGGCCGUCCCGACUGAACCCUCCAUGAAUCUUUACAUCCACUCCACCACCGGCACACGCUUCGAGCUCUCUCUGCCCCUGGAGGAGACCGUGGAGGGACUGAAGAGGAGACUGUCGCAAAGACUCAAAGUACCAAAAGAGAGACUCGCUCUGCUGCACAAAGAAACGCGACUAAGUUCAGGCAAACUCCAGGAUCUAGGCAUCUCGGAUGGGAGCAAGUUAACACUUGUACCUACAGUCGAAGCAGGAUUAAUGUCUCAAGCAUCAAGACCAGAGCAGUCAGUAAUGCAAGCAUUGGAGAGUCUAACAGAAACUCAGGUCAGUGACUUCUUGUCCGGCCGCUCCCCCCUCACCUUGGCACUGCGCGUCGGCGACCACAUGAUGUUCGUGCAGCUCCAGCUGGCGGCGCAGCAGUCCGGCGGCCCGCAGCUCCAGCACCGGCACCUCAUUACCCGGGGCAACACGGAGGCCGCCAUGGGACAGCCCACGGGGCAGCCCCGCGUCCCCCACCCUCACCCCCACUCCCACCACCACCCCCACCAUCCACACAGUCACCCCAGCCCCCACUUGUCCCAGCCUCACCCGGUCCCUUCCUCCCCCUCCUCCCCGGGCUCCCCGUCCUUCCCCCUGCCCUCCACGCACCACCAGCCGCUCCCUCCCAUGUACCACCAGUCGCCCUCCUCUGCUCACUGUAGCCCCCCAACUCCCCCUCCCCCACCCCUCUCCCCUCGCCCAUCCCACGUGCCCGGGGGUCUUUUCCGCUCUCCGGCCCACCACCAUCACCACCAUCACCACUACCACCAGCCUUCCUCAGGCCAGCCCAGCCACGACGUCGGCCAGGUCAGCCCCGUAGCCCCGGUCCUCUGCCCUGAGGCUAACUGCAGCACCAACAGCCCCACCAGUGGCAGCAGUCCCUCGACACGCUCCCGCAAACCUGGCGCCAUCAUUGAGAGCUUUGUCAACCACGCUCCCGGAGUCUUCUCAGGGACCUUUUCAGGCACUUUGCACCCUAACUGCCAGGACAGCAACGGGCGUCCCAGACGAGACAUCGGUACCAUCCUGCAGAUCCUCAACGACCUCCUGAGCGCCACUCGCCACUACCAGGGCAUGCCCCCCUCCCUCACCCAGCUCCGCUACCAGACCCAGUGCGGUUCGCCCACCUCCCCGUCCCCCUCACCGCCCCCUUCGCCUCCGGUUACUGGCAUGACGGGCCUCUCUGCCAAAGCUACCUCUGUGCCCGCCGGCAGCCCCAGCAGCCCUCCGCCGACUCUCCAUCCGCUGGUGCAGUGCCAGAGCCAGAUCCGCAUGUGCAAACCCCCUGGCGACCGUUUGCGUCAGACCGAGAACCGUGCAACCCGCUGUAAGGUGGAGCGUCUGCAGCUGUUGAUGCAGCAGAAGCGUCUGCGCAGGAAGGCCAGGCGGGACCAACGCGCUCCUUAUCAGUGGCUCCCCAACCGCAAGGCCGGACGCAGCAACAGCAACAGCAGCAUGUCCAGCGAGGGCUCCCUGGACCUGGACUUUGACGACUCGGUGUGGAAGCCCGACGUCAAGGCCGACUUGAAGUCCGAGUUCGUCAUGGCCUGAACUGCCCCCCGCCGCUCCCGGACGGAGAGAUUCAAAGAUGUUGCAGAGCAUCGCUUGGGAUUUACUUAGAGAUAUAUUUUGGAGGAGUGGAUUGGCAGGAGGGGACUGCAAAGAGGAAAUCAAAGCUGUCUUUGUGACUGACUGUCACAUGAAAAAAGAAAAAAAAAAGGCUCCCUGCAGACUUUAAUCCCAUUCUGUCCUUCACGGUUGACCUUGUGAGAAAACAGCAACAAUAGCAAACGAACUAUCUUGUGAUGCUUGGAUUUGGACAGGCAACAACCGGACUUAACAGUGUACAAGACUUUUUUUUUUUUAGGGUAUGAUUACAGAGACCGUACCUGAACUUGAGCAUAGCAGAAUUCAGUCGGUGGUGGUGGUGGUAUUUUCAGAAUUUUUUUUUCUAAGAUUGUUUUUUGUUUUUAAAGUGCACUCUGGGCAGAAAAUGAAGAGAUCCACACUGGACUUAUUAACGAGACAGGAGCACCAGAGGCCUCAGUGUUUCCUAAUCACAAGAAAAGGCAGAACUGCCGGACUAUGGAUUAUUCCAAUGGGCAUUCUUAUUGAUCUCAAAACUCACCAACCAGAGUCCAGUUUUUACCUGUUACGGGGUGGUUAAACCUUUUUUUUUUUUCUUUUUUUCUUUUUCCACUUUUAAACAUAUUAUUAUAUUUUAUAAACAAAAAAAAUAUGUAGCAUUGUUCACAAAGCAUUCAGGUUUUCAUAUUAACAGUUCAAAGUAGUUGUUGAUUUGCACAUUCUCUUGAUUUAUAACAGCUGGUCAAAAUGUGCAAGAAGGAGGAGGAGGUGGGGCCUGAAAUAGAAUUAAAAAAAAUAAAUAAAAAUGAAUAUGGAAGUAUUGAUAUCAACCUCAGUGACAUAGGGUAUCGAUAGGAAUGAUUAAUGAAUAAACAAAAUGAAUUAAUAUUAACAGAAAGUGCUUUAGAGGAUUUUAAAAUCUUUAAAAUGUAUAUGGAAAAAAAAAAAAUCUAUUUUUAUUUCUCUUCCUAUCUGCUGUUUUCAAAAAACAGCAGCCCUCUGUGGCUUUAGUCAAGUCAUUGACUACCAACAAAUAUGUACAUCCAUUCAAUCAUUCAUUAGCCGAUCCAUGAAUUAUUUCAUCUAGCCACAACAAAUGAUACGGAAAGAUCAUUUUUUUCAUCAUAGCCCGCCUCAUGUCUUACAGACCUGAAUGGACUUGUCGAGGGAUUUUUUUUUUUUUGUGUACAUAAAUGUGACAAUUGGCAAACAUUUAUGAGGGUGUGUGUAUGUUUGACUAUGUUGUAAAUUGAUUUAGAAUAUCCCAUGUUCUUUUUGUCACGGUUGUCUUCUCCCAAAUAAACCCCAUAGUUUCUCGAAAAUCAUCAGCCGCAGUAAGUGCGUGGGUCACUACUUUCUAGCAGAAAACAAUUCCAAGUCGGCUCCCAGUUUGUUUGUUCUUUUUUCUCUUUUUAGGCCCAUUUGAUCUUUUAUCACAAGUCCUCAUAAUGAUGACUCUAUUUUUUUACUGGCAAAGAGGGAGAAGGAGAAGUGGGGAUCUUUAUCCAGCAUCAUUAUCUAGUGCCUCCACCAGUACAUCCAUUGACAUAUCAGGUUAGGCCUUUCACAGUUUUUGCUGCUACACAUUGGGGGGGACUUACUUCAAAUGAAAAGAGGAAAAAAAAAAGAAGAAGAAAAAACAGCAGGAAAGGGAGGAUAAAAGUGACUUUUCUUUGCAUGCAGAAGUGUGAAAUUACACUGAUCUUUUUUCUAUUUGAUGGAAGAUAUUAAAAAAAAGAAAAAAAGAAACUGGUGCUGUGGGAAUGAAGGUUAACAACAUGCAUGAAUUUGUGAAGAAAAAUAACACAAUGCUGCUUUUGUUUGGUUAGAUUUCUUUUUUUUUGUAACCUUUUUUUUUUUUUAAUUUUUUGAUUUUUCAAUGUUAGAACAACUGCUAAAAGUAUUAACGACGCAGAAACCAAAACAGAUGAAGUCAAAGUGUGCGGACUCACGUUGUUGCUCAGCACUGAACAUUCCUGUUGUGUGACAAUGAAGAUGAUGAUGAUGAUGAGCAAAGAGCAACUGACUCUCUCUCUCUCUCUGUCUCUAUCUCUGUCUCUCUCUCUCUCUCAACUCCCCCCCCCCAAAAAACGCUGGUUUUUAACCCCCCAUGACUCUCAAGGACCCAGACAGCCUAACGAACUGUUUCGCCACCUCCCCUCCUCCCAGCCUGAACGUCAACCAAGAGGCUCAUGUGGACGUAUUAUUCGCACAGGGGAAAAAAAAAAAAAAACCCAACAGACCGGUGGAUUUUUACAGCAAUGUCCGUCAAACCCCCCACUGGAGAGAAGCGUCUGGUCCGUCUCUUUUGUCUGUCUGUCUGUCUGAUCGACCACCCUACCACGAUUGCACUCCCAGAGAUUGCAGUGAGAGAUUACCUUUUUUGGUGAACCUCGUCUUUUUUUUAAGUGGCCUUACCUUUCACUAAAAAAAAAUGAGACACUUGGGGACAACUUGGGGCGGGGAGGGCGGGAAACGUUUCUUUGGUUUUUUUCAACAAAAAAAAAUUCAAUAAAAAAUUUCUGUGCGUAUCGAUGUCGGACUUGUUGUCAUCAAAGGCGCCAUUUUUUUGUCACUGAGGACACUGGGCAUCUGUCGUUUAGUGCUUUUAGCUGGUGGAGUCUCUAUUAUGUCAAGGCUUCUGUGCCUUAAAAAUGUUGCCCUUGCAGUGUCAGUGUCAGAUUUUUAAAAAAAGCUUGUUUUCGUCGGUUGAUGCACGCGGCUGCCCCGUUCGCGGCCGUCGUAGAUUUUUCGGGGUGAAGCUUGUUUGAGCGAAUCAAAUACUGUUCAAAAGUAGGUGUUGUUCCUCAAAUAUUGUCUUUGUCCCAUUUCUUCAUUGUGUUGCCAUGCUUGUUGGUCUCUGUUUUUAGAAACCUCACGUCCCUCCUCCCUCCAACACCCCCCCUACAACCAACAAGCUGCAAAAAGCUUCAAAUCUGUGUAACUUAUGUUAACUGAGGAAGUUUACGCCACAGUACUUAGCGAGAAACAGCCCGAUUUCAGAAUGAAAAAAAAAAAGAAAAAAAAAAAGGUCCUCUGAGGACUCCAGACUACAUGCACUUCCUGUUUCCUUGGGUACAACAUUUAUUAAAAAGGACAAUUGAACCCCUGCCCCUCCCAAAUUUUUUUAUUUAAUUUCUUUUUUUUUUUUUGUAUAUGUAUGAACUAUACUCUGUGUGUGCCUCACUUCUGUGUGAAACUCAAAAAGAUGAAACAAAACAAAAAAGAUGACAAAAAGCAUUACAGAGAGGAUUAAAAAACAGUAUGUUGGUGGAAUUCUGAUCACGUCAUUUAAGUUGCCUGUUCUUUCUUGUAGCCAACUAUUGAAAAUAACAGGAUUCAAGAAUACAAUUUACAAUGUUCUAGCUCUAGACCGGUGUAGCACAUGUGUGACUGUAUUAAUUUAUGAAACCAAAAUGGUAACUGUGAAUUAUGUAUUUCUUUGUGCAUUUUUUUUUUUUUUUUUUAAAGCGGGGGAGAAGGUUUGUCGGGACACGGCAGCAGCCGAUGCUCGUGUCCGGGGAGGGGGGGAAACUUUUUUUUUUUUUUUUUUGGUGGAAUAUAAUGGAAGCAAAACGUGUUUCCGAAAAAGAAAAAAAAAUGUCAAAAAAAACCCACAACAAAAACAAACAAAAAAAAGAAAACGAAAAAAUAUAUGAAUAUAUUUUUUUUCUUAAGCAAUACAUUUCAGUGUGACUUGUGAUAGAACAUUUUUCUUUUUUUUAGGUAAUAAAUAAAUAAAUAACAAAAUGAGUACAUCA